Molecule: messenger RNA, 3366 nt
Organism: Pollicipes pollicipes
Lineage: Eukaryota; Metazoa; Arthropoda; Thecostraca; Pollicipedomorpha; Pollicipedidae
Product: peroxisomal carnitine O-octanoyltransferase
Exons: 13
Coding region: 63-1955 (630 amino acids)
Cellular component (GO): peroxisome
Molecular function (GO): carnitine O-octanoyltransferase activity
Source: RefSeq, a predicted model, not a curated record
AAGUCAGCCUCCUACUCUGCACCACAACUUCACUCUGGCUGCUGUAAAAUAAAGGAUGCUGGAUGUCCCAGACCUGGUACGGCGGCUCCGGCACCCAGAUGAAGUCGCCUCCGCGGCUCGCUGAGAAAACGUACGUCGCGGAGAACGAGCGCACGUUCCAGUACGAUGACCAGCUACCCAGCCUGCCGAUCCCGCCGCUAAAGCAGACGCUGCAAAAGUACCUGGAGUCGGUGUACCCGGUGGCCAGCAGCCGCGAGUAUGAGAACACGCGGCGCAUCGUGGAGGAGUUCGAGCGCGGCGUCGGCCGCCGGCUCCACGAUGGCCUGCUGGAGAGGAACAAACACACGCGCAACUGGAUGCUCCACUGGUGGAACGACUAUGCGUACCUGUACCAACGCGAGCCCAUCACGCCGUCGCUGGCGUUCGCUGGUCCGUUCACGCUGACCGACAGCCUGUGGCCGCCUGGGCCCGGCACACAGUGCAAGUACCUGGCCCACUACCUGUACGGUGUGGCGUCGUUCUGGUGUCUGCUGCGCCGGGAGCGCCUGGCGCCGCAGCGGACGCGCGACGGCGUGCCGCUGAGCAUGCACCAGUGGCGCCGCCUGCUGAGCACCACCCGACUGCCCGGCCGGCACAAGGACACCGUGCGCGCCAUGUUCCAGACCGAGUCGGAGGGCUGCACGCCCACCCACUUCGUGAUCCUGUGCAACGGCCAUCUGUACUCGAGCGCGCUGCUGGAGCCGGAUACGGAGCAGCCGCUGACGAUCGAGGAGUACCAGCUGGUGCUGGAGCGGGUGUGGGAGCGGUGCAGGCACGUCGCCGGGCCCGGCCUGGCGUCGCUCACCGCAGAUGAGCGGCCGCGCUGGGCAGAGAACCGGACGUACCUGCGCGAGCUGAGCGCAACGAACGCGGCCGCGCUGGAGGUGGUCGAGUCGGCCGUCUGCCACGCCGUGCUCGAGACGCAGCCAGGCGUCGACCGCGACAACUGCCUGCGUCUCAACCUGUGCGGCGACGGCGCCAGCCGCUGGGCCGACAAGAGCAUGACGGCUGUGGCCUACACGGACGGCUACGGCGGUAACUACUGCGACCACUCGCCCAUGGACGCCAUGACGCUGGUGACGCAGGGCUGGUUCAGCCACCUGCAGGAGCUGGAUUUCAACCGACACGGUCGGCUGGUGCGGCCGCCGCGCGAUUACCUCUGCCGACCGCGCGAGCUCGUCUUCACCGUGGACGAGCGCGUGCGCCGCGACGUGCAGGCGGCCCGCGAGGUCACCCUGCCGCUGCUGCGUGACGUAACCAUCAUCAGCCGGCGCUACGCCUGUUACGGCAAGCUGUGGAUCCAGUCGCAGGGCUUCCACCCGGACGCCUUCGUGCAGAUGGCGCUCCAGCUGGCCUACUACCAGCACCACGGACGGGCGGCGCCCACGUACGAGACGGCCACCACGCGCCGCUUCUACAAGGCGCGCACGGAGACGGUGCGCUCGUGCACGCCCCAGGCGCUGGCCUGGUGCCAGGCCAUGACCUCCGACUCGGCCCUGGCGGACGACCGUCGCCGGCUGCUGCGGGCGGCGGUGGACCGUCACGCGGACCUGGCGCGCCAGGCGGCCGAAGGUCACGGCUGCGACCGUCACCUGCUGGGCCUGCAGAUCCAGGCGGCUGAGGCCGGUCUGCCCACACCGGAGAUCUUCACCGACCCCAUGUGGAAGCGCAGCGGCGGCAGCGGCAACUUCGUGCUGUCCACCAGCACCACCGGCUACACGCCCUGCUUCGGCGUGACGGCGGCCAUGGUGCGCGACGGCUACGGCUGCUUCUACUCGAUCGAGCCGGACCGGCUCAACAUCAACAUCGCCGGCUUCGUCAGCAGCCAGGAGUGCGACGUCAACAAGUUCUACGGCUGGGUGGAGGCGAGCCUGAACGCCAUGCAGCAGCUGAUGCUUUCCAAGUCCAACCUCUGAUGUGCUCAGGGUUCUGUCCCCGGGUACCGCAGCCGUGCCUGUGGCCCCGUGGAGAGCGGGCCUCGCGUCCGGCUCCGACGCGCGAGCGGUGCGGGUGUCGGGCCGGGCCGCAGCCGCGCCUGUGACCCCGUGGAGAGCGGGCCUCGUGCCCGGCUCCGGAGCGGUGCGGGUGUCGGGACCGGGCCGCAGCCGCGCCUGUGGCCCCGUAGAGAGCGGGCCUUGCGUCCGGCUCCGGAGCGGUGCGGGUGUCGGGCCGGGCCGCAGCCGCGCCUGUGACCCCGUGGAGAGCGGGCCUCGUGCCCGGCUCCGGAGCGGUGCGGGUGUCGGGACCGGGCCGCAGUCGCGCCUGUGACCCUGUGGAGAUCGGGCCUCGUGCCCGGCUCCGGAGCGGUGCGGGUGUCGGGACCGGGCCACAGCCGCGCCUGUGACCCUGUGGAGAGCGGGCCUCGUGCCCGGCUCCGGAGCGGUGCGGGUGUCUGGCCGGGCAGCUCCGACCGCAGACGCCGUGGCCACUCGGGUCGAUCCAUGGGCGGGCGGCGCGCGUCGCGGGGUCUGUGAGCGCGCUCGGCGGUGCCGUGGUGUUGAGGGUCGCCUGAGGGCCCGGCAGGCGUUACGUUACGCGUCUACGGUGGUGCAUGCCUGGGCUGGUAUGGUGAUUGAUGGGGCAAGCAAUCGGCCGGGAGGUUUUGUGCCCUGCUUUUGGUAGAGGUACGUGACUGGAGAAGACGGUCCGAUAUUCUGCUUUUUGCAUUCCACGCUGGUACAUUGUCGGUGCGGUUUUCAAACGGCGAUCAGAUAACAGGGACACAGUAUACAUUAGUUUGUCAGUCAGUGAUAGUUGUGUUUAUUGAUCAGUGAUGUUUAUGGCGGAUGAAAGGUGCCCAACGCGUCCAUCGUUCCAUGGUUCUAUACGGCCUGACUCCAUGGACAAUGUGAUGAAAAUCACGGCAUAUUUUAGUAGCAUGGUUGUAGCUGUUAGCUAUUUCGUUGCUGGACAGAUUACAAUCCAGAACUGCACAGGAUGAGAAGUGAUUAUCAUUGUUCCGAGUUGUUGAGUUGAUUGUGGCUAUGUAGAUUACUCCCCACACAACCAUUUAGGCGUUUGCCAAAACAUGUUUUGUCGCCAUAUUCUCCACAUUGGAACCUCUCUGCACGCACCUUCCAGCACAGCCCAGUGCUGCAGCGCACGUUCGGCAGCCACGUUCGCGCUCAGCCCAGGGGGCCCCGAGCCGGUGGGCGGGGCCCGGCAGGGCGCCGGCCACGGGCGCCUCCGGUCAUCCGCUUGCCGUGCAGAUUCGGCUGUGUUGGAGAUUGGCGACGGGUGCCACGCCCACCUGCCUGCCGCAUGAUCGGCUGUGAAGGUGGAUGAUGUCGCAGGUGCUCGCUGCCCGUCAGGUCCAGCUGGGUGUGC